This is a messenger RNA of Copidosoma floridanum, 1223 nucleotides long. RefSeq names its product aldo-keto reductase 1B-like. NCBI's taxonomy places the organism in Eukaryota, Metazoa, Arthropoda, Insecta, Hymenoptera, Encyrtidae. The record is from RefSeq and is a predicted model, not a curated record. Gene Ontology annotation, molecular function: oxidoreductase activity.
CACACUUGCCAAUUCAAUGACAGCCAGUCAGAAUAUAAUAUCACUGAUUUGACAGAGGGUCAUGAAAUAAAUUUUUCUUGGUGAAUGCUCAGUUGUUUAUUAACACUCUUCCAAAAUGCAAGUUCCAUAUGUUACUCUAAAUGAUGGUUAUAGAAUGCCGUUCUUUGGUCUUGGCACAUAUUCAUUGAAAGGAGAUGAAGCCGAAGCUGCUAUUGAAUAUGCUAUUGACAUUGGCUAUCGACAUUUUGAUACAGCAUAUCUAUAUAACAAUGAAAAAGAAGUUGGAAACGCAGUUCGAAAAAAAAUAAACGAUGGCACUGUAAAAAGAGAAGAUCUUUUCAUUACUACAAAGUUAAAUUUGAAAACACAUCACGAAAGUAUUGUUAUAGUUUCUUGCAAAGAAUCUUUAAGAAGGCUUGGCUUAGACUAUGUUGAUCUUUUCCUUAUACAUAGUCCAGUAUCCCUAAAGGAAACUGAUGAUAAUGAAAAAGUAUUACCUUCUGAUAUUGAUUAUAUUGAAACAUGGCGGGGAAUGGAGGAAUGCAAACGUCUAGGACUUGCUCGUAGUAUUGGAGUUAGUAAUUUUAAUUCUGAGCAGAUUGAAAGGUUAAUUUCUGCUGCGAAAAUAAAACCAGUUAAUAAUCAGAUUGAAGUAACUUUAAAUUUGAAUCAAAAAUCAUUGAUACAAUUUUGCAAAAAUCAUGAUAUCACUGUUACUGGAUAUUCGCCACUUGGUAAACCAAAUAAGCGACCACAUAUUAAAGACCUAUGGCAGCAUCCAAAGGUUCAGGACCUGUCGAAAAAAUAUAACAAAACUCCUGCCCAGAUCUCUUUAAGAUUUGUUCUCCAAAUGGGUGCAGCUCCGAUACCAAAGUCUUCUUCAAAGACAAGAAUUAUGGAAAAUUUCGACGUUUUCGAUUUUAACUUUUCGGAUGAAGAAAUGAAUGCACUUCAAGAUAUUGGAUCUGGAGACAGAGUAGUACCACUCAAUGAACUAAAAGACGCGAAGUACUAUCCAUUUAAUAUUGCUUAGUAAUGUUUACAACAUCCACUUAUUAUCAAGUUUAAACAACUGCUCUCAAUAAUUACAAGUCAAGGAAUCUGAAAUCAGCCCAAAACAAAUGUGUUGUGGUACAAGCCAAUACCAAAUAGUUUGGUAACAUUCCAACAUAUCAGGAGAAUUACAAAAAAUAUUGACACUACUAUACUACUGUGGAUCUACG